CAGAGUUCAGCUCUUCACGGAUUGUGCAUCGCUGAAACAAAAUCCCGAGCCGAGCACUUGAAUUUGCUUGGCAAAUGCACGUUCCAUCAUGGACCAACAGAAAAAAUCAAAUGCGCGUCGCGUUUUCCUCAACAUUGCGAUUGUUUUAGCAGUGUUAUACAUCAUAAUUGUGACUUUUUUUGUGGUUCAUCAACACCAGUUGGCAGUCCUGCAAUCCGACAUCGUGCGGCGACUUGAAGCUCGUGUUGAAAAGUUGGAAAACAGCGGCUUCACAGCUCAGAAAACGGACAGAAAUUCUGUGGGUGAGGCCGAUCGUGUUAUGGAGGGGAAAUCUGCGCGUUUAAAAACGAAGCUUGCCGUUCCUGAUUUUCCUCGUGGUAGAGACAAAAGGCAGUUUGAGGGCUACUGCCCGUGUUUGCAAGGCCCUAAAGGAGAUGCUGGACCUCCAGGUCGGCGAGGAAAGAAAGGUAAAAAAGGGCACAAGGGAGACCAAGGACCAGCUGGUCCCGUGGGUCCUAAGGGAGAACCAGGAACAAAUGGGGAGCCUACUAAGGGGCAGCAAGGUGACCCAGGGCCCAGAGGUCCCAAAGGAUUGAAUGGAAUGAAUGGUACCCAAGGUCCAGCGGGUCUUCCUGGUACCCCUGGAGUUAAAGGAGACAGGGGAGAAGUAGGCAUUCGAGGGCCUAAAGGGGACCCAGGACCACCAGGAGCUUCGGUGAGUGUGCUGAGGAUUUCAAGGAGCUACGUCAUUGUAUUUUGAGUAAUUUUAGACAUAGUGAAUUUUCUCAAAGUACAGUUCAAUUUUAAAUAAAUAGUUUGCCAAGGAAGAAAAACACUAAAGUGAGGUAAAAAAUCAGCCAAAAACAGCUAUUUGUAUUUUGAUUUGAAUAUUUUCUAUUUGACUUUCUUAAUAACCUCGCAACAAUGAAUAAAUACUUCGUUAUGUUGGAUACUUGAAAAUUGAACACUCUUCGGAUUGGGGAGGACAAGUGGAGAACCCAACCAACCACGUCGUCAAAGAACGGUGAAAUAUACUGGU
Molecule: messenger RNA, 1039 nt
Organism: Pocillopora damicornis (cauliflower coral)
Lineage: Eukaryota; Metazoa; Cnidaria; Anthozoa; Scleractinia; Pocilloporidae
Biological process (GO): immune response
Cellular component (GO): membrane
Molecular function (GO): tumor necrosis factor receptor binding
Source: RefSeq, a predicted model, not a curated record